AUGGAGACUAUUCCGUGGUUCUACGAGGACGACGCGGGAUACGACCACUGGUUCGCGAUCGAGACGGUGUGCAUCGUCUUCUUCACCGCGGAGCUCGGAGGGAGGAUUUGGUCGGCGAGGGAUCGAAAGAAGUUUUCGAAGAAAUUUCUCAACUGGGUCGACCUCGUCGCCAUCCUGCCGUAUUACAUCGAGCUGUUCUCGCGCGGCGGCGCCGAGGUCCCGGGGCUCGCGGUGUUGCGCGCGAUUCGACUCGCGCGCGUGUUCCGCCUGAUGAAAGUCUCGAAGCGGUCGCUCAAGAUGUUGGGGACGACCAUGGUCAAGUCGGGGAAAUCGCUCAACGUCCUGUUCUUCUUGCUCCUCAUCUCGCUCGUCGUGUUCUCCGCGCUCAUGUACUUCGCCGAGCGCGGGAACGCGUGCGUCGCCGUCACGGAGGAGUCGCCGUUCCAGUCCAUCCCGCACUCGAUGUGGUUCAGCGCGGUGACGAUGGCGACGUUGGGGUACGGCGACGUGUAUCCGGUCACCGGGUGGGGAUUCCUCGUCGCCGCCGUGCAGAUGUUAUACGGCAUCCUCGUCGUCGCGAUGCCGGUGACGGUUGUCGGGAGCAACUUCACGCAAAUUUACAAC
Messenger RNA from Micromonas pusilla CCMP1545, 624 nucleotides. RefSeq names its product voltage-gated ion channel superfamily. Gene Ontology annotation, cellular component: voltage-gated potassium channel complex; membrane. Gene Ontology annotation, biological process: potassium ion transmembrane transport. The transcript has 2 exons. The annotation marks the transcript as partial. Lineage: Eukaryota; Viridiplantae; Chlorophyta; Mamiellophyceae; Mamiellales; Mamiellaceae. The record is from RefSeq and is a predicted model, not a curated record. Gene Ontology annotation, molecular function: voltage-gated potassium channel activity.